Molecule: messenger RNA, 2289 nt
Organism: Glycine soja
Lineage: Eukaryota; Viridiplantae; Streptophyta; Magnoliopsida; Fabales; Fabaceae
Product: adenine/guanine permease AZG1-like
Exons: 1
Coding region: 262-2073 (603 amino acids)
Biological process (GO): transmembrane transport
Cellular component (GO): plasma membrane
Molecular function (GO): purine nucleobase transmembrane transporter activity
Source: RefSeq, a predicted model, not a curated record
UUAUUAAUUAACAAUAGUAGCAGGAAAAAAACGAAACAAUCUGAAAAUAUUUGAUACCCUUUGCACUGUUGGCUAUAUUAAAGAGAGAGAUCCCCAGAGCUUGGAAUCUAUCCUUUGCAAAAACAGAUUGGAGAGCCACACAAAUCAAAGCUUGCCACAAGCUCUGUCCCUCUCUCUCUUGUGCUCUGCUUCCCUCAAAAUCAAACCUUGAUAAUAUGCAAAUAUCCUAAUCCAAAAAUCAACAAGAGCAAGCAUUACCCAAUGGAGGCUGAAAGGCCCCCACUUCCACAACACAACUCUCACACUAAGCCCCUCUCUCGCCUCAACGAAUACGUAGCCAAAACCAGAGUUGGCAAAUGGUUCAAGCUCUCCCAACGCAACUCCACCUUCACCACCGAGCUCCGCGCCGGCACCGCCACCUUCCUCACCAUGGCCUACAUCCUCGCCGUCAACGCCUCCAUCCUCUCCGACUCCGGCGGCACCUGCUCCGUCUCCGAUUGCGUCCCUCUCUGCUCAGACCCAUCCAUCCCUCUCUCCGCCUGCUCGGGCCUAUCCCUCCGCGUGAUCCAGCCCGACGCCUCCUGCAAAUUCAGCCCGGUUAACCCGGGCUACGCGGCCUGCCUCGAAAACACGCGCAAGGACUUAAUCGUAGCCACUAUAGCAUCGUCUCUUAUUGGCUGCUUCAUCAUGGGCACGUUCGCGAACCUCCCUUUGGGCCUCGCACCGGGCAUGGGUUCAAACGCGUAUUUUGCUUACACCGUCGUGGGCUUCCACGGCUCUGGCAACGUCUCCUACCAAAGCGCCCUCGCCGCAGUCUUCAUCGAAGGAGCAAUCUUCCUCCUCGUCUCCGCAAUCGGGCUUCGCGCCAAGCUCGCCAAACUCGUCCCCAAGCCCGUCAGAAUAAGCUCCUCGGCCGGAAUCGGGCUUUUCUUAGCAUUCAUCGGGCUUCAAAGCAACCAAGGAAUCGGGCUCAUCGGGUACAGCGCAUCCACCUUAGUCACCCUCGGCGCCUGUCCAACCUCCUCACGUGCCUCACUCGCACCCGUCUUAACGGCAGCUAACGGCACCGUUAGUUUACUACCCGGAGGAACCGUCUCGGGUGAUAUUCUCUGUCUGAAAGACAGAAUGGAAAGCCCGACCCUCUGGCUGGGCCUCGUGGGCUUUAUUAUAAUCGCGUACUGCCUCGCGAAGAAUAUUAAAGGCGCGAUGAUAUACGGCAUCGUUUUCGUCACCGUUGUGUCGUGGUUCCGUGGCACUAAAGUGACGGCGUUUCCGAACACGGACGCCGGUAACUCCGCGCACGAGUACUUCAAGAAGGUGGUGGAUGUUCACACUAUAAAAACCACCGCGGGAGCGUUGAGCUUCAAGAACAUUGGAAAAGGGUAUUUUUGGGAAGCCGUGGUUACGUUCUUGUACGUUGACAUUCUCGACACGACAGGAACGUUGUACUCCAUGGCGCGUUUCGCGGGCUUCACCGACGACAAGGGGGGCUUCGAGGGACAGUACUUCGCGUUCAUGUCGGACGCCACGUCGAUCGUGGUGGGGUCCUUGCUCGGCACCUCGCCGGUGACGGCGUUUAUUGAAUCCUCGACGGGGAUCCGGGAAGGUGGGAGAACAGGAAUCACGGCGUUGACGGUGGCGGCGUAUUUCUUUUUAGCGUUUUUUUUCACGCCGUUGCUGGCUUCGAUUCCGGCGUGGGCGGUGGGGCCGCCGUUGAUUCUGGUGGGGGUUUUGAUGAUGAGAUCGGUGGUGGAGAUUGAUUGGGAGGACAUGAGGGAAGCGAUACCGGCGUUCGUGACGCUCAUUCUGAUGCCGUUGACGUAUUCGAUUGCGUAUGGGCUUAUUGGUGGGAUUGGGACAUACAUUGUGUUGAACCUUUGGGAUUGGGGGUGGGAGGGUUUGGGGCACUUUGGGCUUGUGAAAAAAAUGAAAAAAACAACGACCACGACAACAACAGCAAUGGCUAAUUCGGAUGAGGAUUCCCAUCAUCAUCAUAAUGGGGUCAAUGGUGUACUACAAAAUCAACAUUCUCCACAAAAUCCAACUGCUAAAGCACUGCAACUAGAGCCUUAGUUUUUAGGGGUAUGUGGUUCUGUUCUUUAUGUAAUAAUGUGCCCCUUUUUUUUCUUCUUGAUACAUCAAUUUCACAAGGUUGAAGAAUUCUUUGUGUAGGGAAUUUUAUUAUUAUGAUGAUGCCACUGUGAAUACAUUCCAAUUCCAUGUCUUAUUUUACCCAUCUUUUUCUUCCCGCGAUUUGAAAAUAAAAUAAAUCGAAAACUUGGAUGGAUA